AUGGUAGGAGGUCAACAGAAGAAAUCGAAGACAAAAAUGUCAUCUUCUUUGGGCAGUCUGAUGAUUAAAGUGGAGAUAUGGGAUUAUGACGACUUAAAUGAUGAUGAUUUCAUCGCCUUCCUUUACAGAGUAUAUAGUACUUAUGCUGGCCUCAACGUCACUUCAGCUGUGAUGAUAGAUUUUUCUCUCACUUCGGCUAAUACUGGCCUACUGCUAGGUUUGAAGGUAUACUGUGAUGAGGAUUAUUUUGGGAUAAAUUGCUCCACCCACUGUCGAUCACGUGACGGCAACUUCGGACACUACAACUGUGAUCCAAACAGCGGAUCUAAAGUAUGUUUAAAAGGUUGGCAGGGAACAAACUGUACUGUUCAGAUUCAGGAAAAUCAUUGUCAGAGUUCACCUUGCUCAAAUAAUGGCACCUGUCUCAACUCAUAUGGAGGCUUUCGUUGUAUCUGUGUAAAAGGAUUCAAUG
Molecule: messenger RNA, 472 nt
Organism: Saccostrea cuccullata (small rock oyster)
Lineage: Eukaryota; Metazoa; Mollusca; Bivalvia; Ostreida; Ostreidae
Product: protein jagged-1-like
Exons: 4
Biological process (GO): cell communication; Notch signaling pathway
Cellular component (GO): membrane
Molecular function (GO): Notch binding
Source: RefSeq, a predicted model, not a curated record